This is a messenger RNA of Rhododendron vialii, 1484 nucleotides long. Its product is annotated as replication protein A 70 kDa DNA-binding subunit B-like. The coding region runs from base 672 to 1484 and encodes 270 amino acids. Lineage: Eukaryota; Viridiplantae; Streptophyta; Magnoliopsida; Ericales; Ericaceae. The transcript is spliced from 10 exons. The record is from RefSeq and is a predicted model, not a curated record.
CUGCAACUGCCACCGGAAAUAAUUCAGUCGCUUGGGGAUGCUCAAAGAUUAAGUGGAGUGUCAAAUUUAAAUGAUGAUAUAAUUGUCCGUUAUCCCCAUUUUGUUGACUUCCAUCCAAAUGGAAUUACAUGGGUAGUGAAAGCUCGAUUGAUCAGAAUGGUAGAAAUGUUUAAUCAGUUUUUACCUCAUGCAACGAUGAUAUUGGUUUUACUUGAUGACCAGGGUGAUGCUAUGGAGGCAAGUGUAGGGCCCGAAGAAGUAUUCUAUUUCAGGGAGCAUCUUUUCGAGGGUAGGGUCUACCUUUUUAAAGGAGUCAGUAUUGUAUCAGCUGAUGAGAAGUUCAACCUGGUACCGUACCACUACAAAAUGUGUUUUACUGAUGAUACAAGAGUUGAACAUGUAUAUAUCACAUGUGAUAGGACACCCCUUCAUUGGGCUUACAAUGUAAGAUUACAAGAUAUCCAUCAUUUUGCCAAAAACUAUGUGCAAUUGAUAGAUGUGGUUGGGUUGGUUGUCACUGUCACUGAACAUCGAAGUACGAGAAAUGAAUAUUCUAUGAUGAGAGAUGUGGUUUUGCUUGAUCAAAGGUACUAUAAAUCAUUUGUGUGCGUAAAAUUUAUUACAACAAUUUGAAUUUAAUCUCUAUUCUGUAUUGACAAAUUGAUAACAGUAUGACGUUUGUCCGACUUACUCUGUGGAACAAAUUAGCAAUGAGAGAUGGGAUGCAUCUCCUUGAAACUCUGCACCAAAAUAAUAUUUUGUUUGCUACAGGAUUGAAGGUCGAUGAUUUUCAUGGUCCGUACCUUAGCACUUGCAAGAAAAGCAAAUUAUACGUUAACCACUCAAUUCGUACAGACGGGAUUCCUGAAUGGUUUGCAAAAGAUGAAAAUGCACAAAAGUCAGUAACAUGGAACCGCACACAUGGAUUUUCGCUCCCACAGGCAUUAAUAAUUUCAAAUGCCAAGAGAAUUCGAAUAAACCAAUUUGCGUUUCGGACCAAUGUAAACUAUUAUCGCGUUAUUGGCCGCAUUGAAAAAAUAUAUGUUGAACAUCUAUGGAUUGAUUUAUGCAAUACAUGCUAUAACCAAGUUGACAAUCAGUACGGCUGGUUUAUGUGUAAACAUUGUGGCAGAGAAGAUGUGCAGACUAUAACCAGGUAUAAUGCAAAGAUGGUUGUAAAAGACUCCACUGGCUCAAUGGAACUCUUGGUAAAGGACACGAAGGCAGAAUUCAUCUUACAAUGUGUCCCUUCAUAUCUGAAGAAAAUAAUGUUAAAGGAUAAUGGGGCGCAAAUGCUCAAAGACUACAUUUCUCAAUUUAAUGAAUGUCCAUACGUGUUUAUUAUUCCUGCUCCAAAGUUUGGAUGCGUUGACCAUUGUGCUCCCGUGGUGACUUUUGUAUUAAAAGUUGAUUGGUCAGAAGAGUGUUGGCAUAUUUUCAAAGGGAAAUCGAGAACUGGCAAAGAGACAUUGGAUUCAUCGUGA